AUGCAUCGAUUGGUCGCGUUUGUAGUGCUGUGUGCUGCCGGUUUGGCAAGUGCUAAAGACACAUCGGUACGCUCAACCGAAUGGCAGGGGCGUAUUAUCGGUGGUAUGAAUGCUGCGUCGGGCCAGUUCCCGUACCAAGUAUCGCUGACAGCAUCUUACCAACACUUCUGCGGUGGUGCAAUCAUCGGCGAUUACUGGAUCUUAACGGCGGGACACUGCCUGAUCAACCGUCAGCCGGCGGAUGUGAUUGCCGUUGUUGGUGCGCUAACGAGCGCCCACGGUGGCUUCAACUACGAUGUGCAGCAGUUCAUCGUGCAUCCCAACUUUAACGAGUGGACGCAGCAGAAUGAUGUUGCCUUAGUUCGCACCAGGAGAGCGAUGCAUUUCAAUACGGCCGUGUUUCCGGUGAAGAUGGCCCGCACGUACACACCCGCCAAUCGGGCUGUGCUUGCGUCCGGAUGGGGCUUGAAGUCGCUCACCAUUGCGAAGCCGGCCGAUGUGCUGCAGUACGUGGCCCUGCGUACGAUCAGUAACGAUGAUUGUUCGCAACGUUUCCACAGUCUGCAGAAUCGAGUUGUCACUCCCAGCAAUCUGUGCACAUUCAGCCGGACCGCGCAGGGCACUUGCAUGGGUGACUCCGGUAGUCCGCUGGUUAGCGACGGUGAGCUGGUUGGGCUCGUGUCGUGGGGUAUUCCGUGCGCCGUCGGUUAUCCGGAUGUGUACGUACGCGUAUCAUCGUUCCGCGCCUGGAUCACUGCAAUUACGGGCGUGUACUAA
Anopheles marshallii is the source of this 777-nucleotide messenger RNA. Its product is annotated as chymotrypsin-2-like. Gene Ontology annotation, molecular function: serine-type endopeptidase activity. Gene Ontology annotation, biological process: proteolysis. Lineage: Eukaryota; Metazoa; Arthropoda; Insecta; Diptera; Culicidae. The coding region runs from base 1 to 777 and encodes 258 amino acids. The transcript is spliced from 2 exons. The record is from RefSeq and is a predicted model, not a curated record.